Molecule: messenger RNA, 6864 nt
Organism: Engraulis encrasicolus (European anchovy)
Lineage: Eukaryota; Metazoa; Chordata; Actinopteri; Clupeiformes; Engraulidae
Gene: nup214
Product: nucleoporin 214
Exons: 37
Coding region: 133-6699 (2188 amino acids)
Biological process (GO): protein import into nucleus; RNA export from nucleus
Cellular component (GO): nuclear pore
Molecular function (GO): structural constituent of nuclear pore; protein binding
Source: RefSeq, a predicted model, not a curated record
UGCGCGGUAUGGGAACAUGACAGACAGUUCCACACCACCACAACUUAUUCCAAAACUUAUUCUGAGUUGUUAAGAUUUACCCUCCGUUUUUGUUUUCGGCACCGAGGUGCCACUGUUUUACGGUGAUAAAACAUGGGUGACGACCCAGACUCUUUCCCCGAGAGGGAAAUGAAGGAUUUUCAGUUCCGACAGAUGAAGAAAAUACGAGUCUUUGACUCUCCGGAUGAUCUACCUAAAGACAGAUGCAGCCUGCUCGCUGUCUCAAACAAGUACGGCUUGACGUUUGUUGGACUUGACACAACACUAAAAGUCUUCUUUACAAAGGACAUCAUUGCUGCUGGCAAGGUCGAGGGCAACCCAAAUGAGAUAGUGGAAGGGUUGACGGCGGUGGAGGUGUAUGUGGCGUUGCCCCUGCACCACCUGGCCCUGAGCUGUGACGAGCUGACCCUGUCGGCCUGCGGCAUGUCUGAAGAGGCCGGACUCUCCCUGACCUUCUACGACGUCCGCAGCUUCCUCAACCAGGCACGCGUGGAGAAGUGCCCAUUUGCGCAUUUGCGUGCAGGCAGUGGCGCGGGCACCCUGGUGCAGGACCUGAAGUGGAACCCGGUGCAGGCCUCCAUGCUGGCCGCCUGCCUGUCUGACGGCAGCAUGAUGGUCCUGGAGGUCACCGACGAGGUCAAGGUUGCCGCUCAGCUGCCUGCUGCCGUGGGCAUCACCUGCGUGUGUUGGAGCCCCAAAGGAAAGCAGGUGGCAGCAGGCAAACAGGAUGCCACCGUCAUUCAGUACACUCCAACCUUGCAGGAGAAGAAGGUGAUUCCCUGUCCAAGUUUUUACAUGGCAGACAACCCAGUCAAAGUGCUGGACGUGUUGUGGCUGAGCACCUAUAACUUUGCGGUGGCGUACGCAGCAGCGGAUGGUUCCCCGGAGACGCCGCCAGAGCUGGUCGUCAUCUCCCUUCCUAAAAAGGAUGAGAAGAGAGCGGAGAGGUACCUGAACUUCAAUGACCUGGUGUACGGCUCCUGCACGGAGAGACAGCAUCAUUACUACCUCAGCCACAUUGAAGACUGGGACCUGGUGCUGGCUGCUUCAGCCGCCUCCAUUGAAGUCAGCAUCAUCGCCAGGCAGGAGGAUAAGACCAACUGGGAGCUGUGGCUGUUGGAGGAUGCCAGCAGGGCGGAGCUUCCUGUCACUCAGAACAACGAUGACACGCUUCCACUAGGCCUGGCCAUCGACUUCACCAGCCAGGAUGAGAUACACAUCUCGGAUGACAAGAAGCUGCCGCCGGCCCCCACGCUGCUGCUGUUGUCGACGGACGGCGUGCUGUGCCCCUUCUCCCUGCUCAACACCAACCCCGGGGCCAAACUGCUUGCUACUGCCCCCACCAGCCUGCCCCUGGAGGGGGAGAGACCACCCAGCGCAGAUGCCCCUCCUGGUGCACCCCCCACCCAGAAAGCCCCCCUCGCCACCCCCCUCCGCACCCCAGUCAGCACCCCCACCCCCCCUCCGCCUGCGGCCGCCCCCUCCCCUGUUCCUGCCCCAGCCCCGGCCCCCUCUCCCGCUCCUGCCCCUGCCCCAGCUCCUACAUCGGCUUCUGGGUUCUCCUUCUCCCUUCCCUCCACUGCCCCCUCCUCCACCUCCAUCUUCUCCCUGGGCUCCUCCUCCUCCUCCAUGGCGGCGCCACCUGCCUUCUCUGCUGGGAGCGGUGCGGGGCUCUUCUCCUUCUCGGCUGAUAAGCUGGCGCCCCCUGCUGGCCUGGCUGCCUCCUCCUCUGUUGCAGCAGCACCACCUCCGUCUGCUGCCAGCUUCUCCUUUGCCACCAAGCCCCCUCUGGUGGACGCGGGCGGUACUGCAGGGGCAUCGCUGCCCCCAGCCGCUGCCCUGGCCCCGGGCCUGACGCCCCAGAGGCUGGGCACCGCCUCCCCGCUCACCAUCCAGAAGGAGCCGGCCACGCCCAGGCUCAACCUCAACGACAGGUUUUCGUCGUUGGAGACCCCUGCAUCCUUCUCUUUUGCCCCCAAACCCAAACCACCAGAGGUCAGCACCCCUGUAGUGCCACCAGCAGCAGUCACCACCAAGCCAGCGGCCGUGCGGCCAGUCCAGGCCACCACCCCGACCCCUGCAGCUCCCAAAGUGGUCCAGCCCGCAGCCCCCCAGGCCCAGACCAGCACUCCUGCACAGGCUCCCGUCUCACUAAAAAGUCUGGAGAAACAGCUGCAACAGAGAAAAGACUCUGAUCCCGUCAUGGCUGGAAUUCUGGAAGAGAUCGCUCACUUCCAGAAGGAGCUGGACGAUCUGAAGUCUCGCAGCAGCCGUACGGACUUCAGGGUGGGCACCAAUGAAGAGAUGAAGGAACUGAGGAGGGAGGCAGAGGACCUGCACGUCUUCACAUUGGAGAUCAAGGAGACCACAGAGUCGCUGCAUGGGGACAUCAGUACUCUGAAGACGACUCUGCUGGAGGGUUUUGCUGGGGCCGAGGACGCCAAGGCCCACUGCGAACUCAACAGCGACCCCAGCUACCUGCAACUACUCUACAACAAACCCCUCGACCCACGCAGAGACGAACAGCUCAAGGAGAUCCGCCGUCUGUACCAGUAUGUGAAGUUCGCAGUGGAGGACGUCAAUGAUGUGCUGGACCUGGAGUGGGAGAAACACCUGGAGAACCGCAAGAAGCAGAAGCAUAUGGUGGUACCUGAGCGCCACGUGCUGUUCAACGCUCUGGCCAACAACCUGGAGAUCAUCACUCAGCAGAAGCUGAAGCUGGAGCAGCUCCUCAAGGACCUCCACAGCCUCCGCCUCUACAACAAGACGGCAGUCUGGACAUCACCUAGCAUCGCACCCAGCACUCCCUCAGAACAGAGCCUUGACAAGGAGCUGGAGGGCCUGAGGGACGCACUGCUGAAGGCAAACCUGGAAACCUCCCCCAAGACAGGCCCCACAUCUGCAGCCAAGAUGACUCCAGCCAAGCAGUCCCAGCUAAGAAACUUCCUCUCCAAACGCCAGACCCCACAUGUCAGGUCAACAGCCCCAGCCAACCUGUCUCGCUCGGCCUUCCUGUCCCCCAAGUACUAUGAAGACCGUGAUGACGUGAGCUCCAGCUCCUCACUGUCGCAGGCCCUGGAGGAGGAGGAGGUGCUGCCUGUGGGGGGAGGAGGAGGAGCUCUGGUGCUGGAGGAGGAGGAGGAGGCAGAGCCGGAGGUGGAGGAGGUGACCAGCGCGGCACCUCCCCUCGCCCCCCUGCCUUCCUCCGCCGUGCCCCCCGCCAUGCCCCGGCACCCUGCCCUGGGGCGCAUGCCCUCCAUCCAGCCUGGCUUCAUGCAGUCCACACCCUUUGGCAAGGGGGCACCCAUGGGACUGGGGCUCAGUGGCGUCAUGAGCCCAGUGCCCACCGCUAAGAUCAAUCUGGGUGGUCCAGAGAGCACAGCCCUGGCCACUAAGACGGUGAAGCACGGAGCCCCUCCCACUGACAAGGCCACGCCUUCCGCCGCCCAGCAGGCUGCCGCCACCGCCGCCCUUAGGAGACAGCUGGCCAACCAGAAGCCAGUGGGGACUGCUCUGACUGAGUCGACUCUGAAGACAGUACCUCAGGUGGUGAACGUGCAGGACUUGAAGGACAAGGGACCCACCAUGCCACUACCUCCAGGGAUCAGUACAUCAGUUCCUCCAGUAGUGCAGCAGGCCUUGGCCACAGCCAAAAAGAAUCCGCCCCAGGCUCCGGUGAAGUUGACUGCUGAGAGCUCCGGCUUUGUGUUUGGUGCUGGCCCCAAGGUGGACACGGCAGCCUCCAUCACCUCAGCGGCAGAGCACAGCAGCAAGGCCUUCAGCUUCUCAGCAGGGGCAUCUACUGGCUUUUCCUUCUCCUCUCCCAGUGUCUCCACCACAGCCAAAGAUGGCGGUCUGCCCAAGUUCUCCUUCGGCGGUGCCAGCAGCUCCAAGCUCUUUGGUGGCGCGGCGGGAACCUUCAGCCCCAAGUCCACCUCCCCCGCCCUGGGCCUGAGCACCAACACCGCCUCCUCCCCCGCGCUGGGUCUCAGCACCAACAACAACAACGCCCCCUCCCCCGCCCUGGGUCUCAGCACCAGCACCCCCACCCCGACGCCCACCCCUCCCCCGGCGGCGCUGACCCCCACCCCUCCGCCCGCCAUGUCGGGCGAGCCCGUGAAGCUGACGUCAGCGGCCCCUCGGGGAGGGGAGGCGUCCAAGCCGGCCGUGACCCUGGCGGUGGUGCCGGGCAGCGGCGAGACGCUGGGCAGCUUCUCCUGCCUGCGGGUGGGACAAGGGGACGAGGCCUCCCCGACGCCGCCCAGCUUCAGCUUCGUGCAGGCGGGCAACGGGAAGAACGGCUCAGGUAGCACCGCCACUGCCGCGUUCGGACUGGCCCAGUUCAGCUUCGCAAGGCCCGCCGAGUCGGAACCUUCGGAAGUGACGGCGACGCCACCGCCGGGCUCGGCGCCCAGCAGCGUCUUCAAGCCGCCCACCUCCGCUCCCUCCCCCGCACCCUCCGCCUCCUCGUCCGCCUCCUCCUCCUCCUCGGCCAAACCGGCGCUGGCCAUGACGCACCCCAACACCUUCAGCCUGCUGCAGGCACCGCUGCCUCCUGACACCACCAGCACUACGGAAGCCCCGGAGGGUCACACCUCACCGGGAGGCAUCGUUGCCGUGAGCCCCUCUCCUCCUCUGUCGGUGGAUGAAGGGGCCAUCGCCCCCGUCGUGGUGGAGAAGACGCCCAGUCCUCCUCUUCCUGCCGCCUCCGUCACUCCACCCGUGGAGCCCGCCCCGACUCCGACCCCCACCCCAGAGCCAGCUGCGUCUGCUGGGGACGCCGCCCCGCCUCAGCCUUCCCCUGCUCCAUCUCCAGCUCUGGAGGUAGCGCCACCUGCCGCUGUAGCUGCCACUCCUACCCCACCACCCCCAGCAUACCCCACAGCCGCCCCCACCCCCCCCCCUACACCCGUGGAGCCCAGUGCCACGCCCUCCCCAGUGCCCCCGCCCUCCGACAAACCGGGCUCCAUAUUCGAGCAGCCUCCAGCAGCAGCAGCCACCCCCACCCCCCCGGCUGCCACUCCAACACCCCCUCCUCCGGGCACCACCCUGGGCCUCUCCAGCCUGGUAACGGUGAUCAGUACCGCUGCCCCUGCCACCACACCCACGCCCACUGCCACCUUCACCCCCGCCGCACCAUCCCCAGCACCAUCCCCAGCUCCUGCCCCAGCGCCAGGCAGCAGUUCGGCCACCCCUGUGUUCGGGCAGCCUGCCUCGACUGCGGCUAACCCCCCUCCCCCCAGCAGCACGCCCCCGGCACCCGCUGCUGCUGCCUUCGGGUCGGCCCCGCCAGCGUUUGGGACCGCAGCUGUCCCAGGUGCCCCUGCCUCCUCCACUCCGGCCCCGGCCCCGGAACCCUCAGGCUUCGGUAAGCCCGUGUUCGGCCAAGUGAGCGGUGCCGGGGGUGGCGCCUUCGGACAGCCUGCUGCCGCCCCUGCCGCUGCAUCCUCGGCCCCGGCCCCCACCGGAGGCUUCGGAUUCGGGCAGCCGGCCGCCUUCGGCGCCGCCCCCUCCUCCACCGCUGGAGGUUUCGGCCAACCGGCCGCCGCCUCCUCUGUCGCGCCUGCCACAGCCCCCACCUCCUCCGCCCCCAGCCUGUUCGGCUCCUCGGCUGCAGCUGGCAGUGCCAGCUCCUUCUCGUUUGGUUCGCCGGCCGGAGCGGCUAGCUCAGCGGCCAGCACCGGGGGGUCCCUGUUUGGCCAGCCGCCCCCCAGCGGCACUCCGGCGUUUGGCCAGCAGAGCGCAGGGUUCGGACAGGGGUCCGUGUUCGGGAGCAAUACCACCACCACGUCGUCCUCUGGGUUCAGCUUCGGACAGCCCUCUGCUUUUGGCAGCACAGCCACGCCGUCUGUGUUUGGACAGCAGCCUAGCGGUGGUGGCGGAGGACUAUUCGGACAGGCUCCCUCCAGCGGUGGCCUGUUUGGCUCUGGGUCGGCGGCCCCAGCACAGCAGUCGUCUGGUGGGGGCUUCUUCAGCGGCCUGGGGGGCAAACCCAGCGAGGACGCCGCCAACAAGAACCCGUUCGGAGCCCCCGCCGCAGGUCCCGGCUUCGGACAGCCCGCCCAAGCAGGCUCGACUGGUCUCUUUGGUAACACUGGUGGAGCGAAGGCCUUCAGUUUCGGUGGCGGCUCGUCGUUUGGGGAUUCCAAACCCAGCGGAACCUUCAGCACUGGGGCCGGCAGUGUCGCCACACAGGGCUUCGGGUCCUUUGGAUCCACACCGACCAAACCAGGUACGGGCUUCGGACAGCCCGCACAAGCAGCAGCAGGUGGAUUUGGGAGCGCACCUGUGUUCGGCAGCCCCCCGGCGUUUGGGGGCGCCCCUGCGUUUGGGGGUGGGGCAGCCUUCGGUGCCAGCCCCUCCUUCAGCAGUCCCAUGGGCUCCUCCGGCCCCAUGGGCUCCUCCGCCGGGAAGGUCUUCGGAGAGGGAACAGCGGCCGCUAAUGUUGGAGGAUUCGGGUUUGCAUCUCCGCAGAGCCAGCCCACCUUUGGCAGCUUAGCCAAUCAGGGUGCUCCAUCCUUUGGGGGGCUGGCCCAGCAGCAGCCAUCUGGCUUCGGCCAGGCCGGAGGGUUCGGAAGCCCUGGAUUCGGUGGCGGUGGUGGUGGAGGUUUCCCUGGUGGCUUUGGAAACAACAAUCAGUCAUCUGGCUGGAGAGCCUAGUAAAUCAGUAAAGACUGAAGACACGCUACUGCUGUGCCCUCCACGUCUUGUCUUCAAGCAAGCUAUUAGGAGACCCAGUGAGCGAAUGAAUGAAUUCAUUAAUUGAACUCAACACAUGGGCAAGUGAGCAGCUGAAAAGCCGAGGGAGGGGGUGGGUAGGUGGGG